Emericellopsis atlantica is the source of this 897-nucleotide messenger RNA. Its product is annotated as putative ankyrin repeat-containing protein. Lineage: Eukaryota; Fungi; Ascomycota; Sordariomycetes; Hypocreales; Bionectriaceae. The record is from RefSeq and is a predicted model, not a curated record. The transcript has a single exon. Gene Ontology annotation, molecular function: protein binding. The coding region runs from base 1 to 897 and encodes 298 amino acids.
AUGACCUUCAAGGAAGCAGAUGAGGACGACACGGUAGAGAGCGGGGAUGACCAGCAAUCGCCAUUGCAGGAGGCUGCUACCACCGGCGACGUCGCUACCCUCCAAGCCCUCAUUCGCUUCGACGCCGACGUCAAUGAGGCUCCUCAUGGCUACUACGGGCGCACAGCCCUACAAGCAGCGUGCGAGAAUGACCAUCUGGACUGCGCUCGCGCUCUCCUCGAAGCCCAUGCCGACGUCCAUGGCCAGGUCGGCAACAAUCGCAGUCGGAGCGCCCUAGCUCUCGCGGCCGCAACAGGCAACCUCGCUCUCGUGGCGCUGCUUCUGAAGCAUGGCGCCAAGGUCAACGAUCCAGCGGAGCGAUACUACGGGCGCACAGCACUGCAAGGGGCCGCGGAGACAGCGAGUGACGACGUCGUGAGGAUGCUGCUGGAUCGAGGGGCCGACGUCGAUGCCAAAGGCGCCUCGACCAGCGGGGUGACUGCCCUCCAAGCAGCCGCCGCUUCAGGGUCCACGACGUUGGUCGCAUUGCUUCUCAGCCAUGGCGCCGACGUGAACGCGGCCCCGAGCAAGUACAAGGGACGGACGGCACUGCAAGCUGCAGCUCUCGCUGGGCACAUCGACGUGGUGGACCUGCUGCUUCAGGCUGGAGCGGAUGUGAAUGCGCCAGGGAGCGACUUCAAAGGCGGCAUGGCGUUGCAUGCUGCGGCAGAGAGAGGCCAUGUGGACAUUGUAUCACGCCUGUUGAGUCACGGCGCUGAGGUGAACGCGGUGGCAGGCUGGGGAGGGCAGACGGCCAUGCAAGGUGCAGCCGCCGCAGGGCACGAUGAUGUCGUCGAGUUGCUUCGACAGGCUGGCGCAGUCGGUGGGCUUGGUAGGGGCGUUCUGCUGUUUGAAUAG